AUCAAUAAUGUUUCUGAUAGUUUAACAUAUCAUACGUCUACCUGGAACUUGGUUUGUCUUUAGAUUCAAUUUGGAAAUUAUCUGUUUAUCAUGGCAGGGAAGACACAUGCUUCCUUUUUGGUCUUUUGUACAAUCAUUUUGAUUUUUUCUUCACUGAAUGAAUGUAGAUCUUUACCCGGCUACAAGUUCCCGGUCUAUACAACUGACCUUUGUCCUCAAAACCAGGUGGAGUGGAGUAAACGGUCGUCUUUUCUCAAUUGCAAUGAAAGUAGCUACAUGUGUCUUCCAAAUGAACAUUUCACAGAGCUACUGGAGUUCUGCUACAACGCAAAUAGAGUACACAUUACUCCAAGUACAUGCAUGUAUUUGAACGGUGGGAAUUCAGUGUUGAAUGGCUACAACUGCUCCAGAUUCAAACACGGAUGUCCGAAUUCGUCUUAUUUCACCGAUGAAGUAUAUAAAUAUCAGAGUUGUUUGUCAAUUGGAAAGGGGUAUUUUUUGGCUGAACGACCUUGUUACAGUAACUCAUCAGCGGAUUCCGACACUAAUGCGAAUACUAAAGAGAGGUGUAAACAACACUACAACACAUUAUCUGAAGAACGGAGUGACGUUGUCUGGAUAGUAGCUGUAACACUACUGUGUGUAAUGACAGCUAUCUGUGCCAUAUUUCAUUGGAUAAGAAAACCACGCAUCCGUUUAGCAUCUACAUUGAAAGUAAAUGGCAGAGAUAGAAGUAACGUUACAUUGAAUCAAGAUGAGACUACAACUUUUAUAGCGAAAGCAGAUCAAAAUAACGAUGCAGUAAAUACAGCCGAUAAACCACUGCAAACCAAUGUAACAGAAGAAUGUUAUCACACAGAUAAAAGAAGAGUAUCGGGUAAAGAUACUAGCAGUACAAUCACUUCAAUAGAUAGCGGCAUAAGCAUCUACAAAGGAUUAAGCCCGCUUCAUAUAGCUUGUGCGAGAGGGCACUAUGACACUGUACGUCAAUUAAUAAAAAAGAAUGCUGAUAUCAAUGCCUGUGAUAGCGAUGGCAAAAGUUCCCUGUAUUUGGCGUGUGAAUAUGGACAUGUCAGUGUUGUUGAACUUUUAUUGAGUGGCGACACGGAUGUCAAUCUUUGUGACAUUGACGGUGCCAGUCCAUUAUUUAUAGCCAGUCAGCAUGGACAUGACGUCAUAGUGAAUUUGUUAAUAAAUCAUGGCGCCGAUGUUAAUAAUAAAACUAAGAAUUUCAAAGAAUAGAGUGUCAUAUGUUACACAGUGGUCUUUUUGUGGGUGAAACAUGUGUUUAUUAACGAAUUUUUACUAUUUUUUUAAAGUAUAAAUGUAAAAUAUUUAAAUAAAUGCCAAUACAAUAAAACACGUGGAAAAAUUAAAUAUCGUGUCGUGUAUUAUGUGAUUUAUUACAUAUAUCUAUUUCCUUCAUAACAUCGAAUAUGCCUGAAAGUCGUCAAUAUUGUUUUUUUUUUUAUAUUUAGAGAAAAAACUGUUCAAUUUAGAUUAAAUGAACACGUUAAUAUUCACUAUGCAUUUUACAAAUAUGAAAAUGUUUUGUUUAAUAAUAGUGUAUGAUAAUGCCUGCAUUUUUUUAAAUUCCAAACUCGGUUUCAAGGUGUCAUUGUUUUUUAUUUGUUUCUGUUGUUGU
Magallana angulata is the source of this 1645-nucleotide messenger RNA. Its product is annotated as KN motif and ankyrin repeat domain-containing protein 4-like. The transcript is spliced from 7 exons. The coding region runs from base 91 to 1242 and encodes 383 amino acids. Lineage: Eukaryota; Metazoa; Mollusca; Bivalvia; Ostreida; Ostreidae. Gene Ontology annotation, molecular function: protein binding. Gene Ontology annotation, cellular component: cytoplasm. The record is from RefSeq and is a predicted model, not a curated record.